AUGGCUGCCGAAAGUGAAGUUCUGAAGAAGUUACCGGCUUCUUUAUCAGCAAAGUUCCAAGACUCAUUUGCAUAUCUAACAAUAAAGGAUCGUAUGCCAGUUAUUUUAACAAAGGUUGUAGAUUCUGUUCAUCGAAAAAAAAAUAACCUUGGACCUGAAUUUGGAGAGGAUGGUGCUGAAGAUCUUAAAAACAUUGCAGGACAUAUUUCCAAACUCCGAUAUGAGAUUCAAACAAACAAACCAGUGAUACCACUAGAGGAUGAUAGAUCAGACACCAUAAUAUGGAACCAAAUCUUAGAAAAACUAACCAACGAAAAUGAUAAUGAACCACCAAAAUGGUUUAGUUCAGCUUGGCUAUAUUUAGAAUGUUAUAUGUAUAGAAGGUUACAAGAAAGUGUGGAACUAUGUAAAGUGAUGAAAGAUUUCGAUGUUUUUGAAGAAUCCAAGAACAAUGCCUAUUAUUCAUCUGAACUAGCUAUACAAACUUUACUUACAAAUUUAUUAGUUACAGUUGACAAUAUCGAAACAGAAUCUGAUAAAAAGCUAUCUCAAAACCUGUUAUUUCAACAGUACUUACAAGUAUCAUUAUGGGGUAACAAAUGUGAUUUAUCAAUAUCAGCUGGUAUGGACAAUGCUCAAACUAGCUGUAUUCUAGAUCAACUACAAUCCCUUAAAGAUAACAUCUUAAUCGAUGACUCUUCACAAAUCUGGAAUUAUAUAAACACAAAGAAGGGAGUCCAUCGUAUUGAUAUUGUAUUGGAUAAUGCAGGUUUUGAACUGGUUACCGAUUUGUGUUUAGCUGAAUUUUUACUAUCUGCUGGUUUAGCUAAGUCUAUACAUUUCCAUGGAAAAGCCAUGCCUUGGUUCGUCUCUGAUGUCACAGCAACUGACUUUUCAUGGACGCUUAAAAAUUUGUCUGCCACUAAUAAUUUAGCUAUGUCCAAAUUUGGCCGUCUAUGGCAGGACCGCAUUGAAGACAAAAGCUGGGUUCUACACUUCGAUACAUUUUGGACACUACCUUUUGAUUUUGCGGAAAUGAAAUCUGAAGCUGCAGAGCUGUAUAAAGAAUUGGCCAAAGCUGACUUAAUAAUAUUUAAGGGAGAUCUCAAUUACCGCAAACUGGUUGGAGACCUGAAAUGGAAUACUACAGAAACAUUUGAAACAAGUCUACGAGGAUUUCAUCCAGCACCCUUAGUAACUUUACGAGCUUUAAAAUCUGAUGUGGUUGUCGGCUUAAAGGAAGGUCAAGGUGAAGAAACAAAGGAGAAGGAUCAGUCAUGGAUGGUCAAUGGAAAUUGGGCUGUUAUAUCCUUUUGUGAUAAAACUAUCUGAUAUUACUUAGGUGAUUAAUUAAGUAAACAAGAAAAUUAUAAUUCUUACAAAUUACUUAUAAUUUUACUAAUGCAGUUAACAAAUUUGACUUUCAUUGAUUUAUGUUUAUUAUUUUAUAAAUUUUAUUAUAAAUAACAAUUGCCUGUAACUAAUUUAUAUUCAUGGACUUCUAUUUUUUUACAUUGGUGCAACUGACAGUAAAAUUAACCAAGUAGCUUUCCCAUAUAUAUUCUAGAGUAUAAAGCUUGCUAAUUCUUUAUAUGAAUACUUUUUGUACCUUUAUAUUGUCACAUUUAACUAUCUGAUGCUUUGCAGGGGCUGAUCCAGGAAUUUUUGCAGUGGGGGGAUUGCAAGGUUCCUGUUAAAGAAAUUUGAUGCCAUCGUCAUCUCCAAAUUAUGUAGAAAUACAUAUACACACUCAACUUUUUAAAGAGAGAAAAUUGACAUCAAUUUUUAUUAUGAAUUAUGAUACAAUUUCAUUGAUGCAAAGCAUUGAUGAUGAUAUCACAUAGGUCUAUAUCAUUAUCUCACGCUUUGAAUGCCCAUCCCAUCCCAUCCCAUCCCACCCCACCAUCUGAUGAUAAAGGCUAACGCACACAACCGUUAAACAAUUUAUGUAGCUGAACGGGAGGAGAUUUGGAACCGCCCCUGUGGAGACGUCCCUGCUUUGUAAUAAUAUUUUGGAGAAUUACAAUUAGUAAUCACUUUUCUUUGUCUGCAUGCAGUGACAGUAAAUCUGGGAUGGCUUCAUGAAAUAAUCAAAAUCAAUCUCAGUGGUAGGUUUAUUCAUUAUCCUCAUGUCUUCCUCAGUUGGGUUGAAUGCCAUUCUGCUGGUAAUUAAAAUUACAUUACAAUGUUUUGUUAUUUUGGCUGAUUUUAUAUUACAUUGUAAUCAAACCAACUUUCUCACACUGUUCAGCAGUGAAUAUUCACUAGGACACUAGGACUCUACAAUCACUGUCAUUCACUGAAAGGGAUGACACCGGUUUAUUAGCUAACAAUAUUAAUUCUUUCCUUCUGCAAAUUAAAUUCUAGAACAUUUUUUUGAAGUAUUAGAAAAAUGAAGUAUAUCUGAAGUAUAUCUACAUAAAAAUGAAUUCCUAUUUAGCGUAGGUAUGUAAAAUGAGUAAAAGGCACCAUUCUGACUGGACCAGUAUGAUCUUAUGUAAACAAUGCACAUGCUAUCGAGCCAAUGUUAGACGACGUCUGAUGUGACGUCACACGUAUUAGGCAUGUGAACUUAUAAAGGUCAGUCAUCUUAUACAGAUUUAGAAGAAGGCUUUCACAAUACCUCUGUGAAACAGAUUGCAUUCUUCUAUCAUCCCAAUGUCGUGCGAGGAUGUGUUCUAUUUAUAUCAGACAAUCGUAUUCCAAAUGGUUUUAUUAUAACCCUAUAACCACUCAGAAUCAUUCCUGUAAAGGCUCUCCAAUAAUUCAUCAUUUUAUGCAGUGUAGUACAUGGAAUACAGAAAAGGAGUUUGUGUGAUCUUAACACCGAUUUAAAAAUAAUGAUUUAGCUGUCUGUAAAAUAUUUGCGAGAAUUAAUGUUUAUCUUGAUAGUACUAUACAGUAGUACUAUUUUAUAAAUUGAAAAUUAAGAAAUAUCUUCAGUUGUAACAUUUGUCAUAAUUUUAUUAAUCAUAUAUAUUUAAAAAUCCAACUUUACUUGGUGGGCCAGUGGGUCCUGGCUCCUGGUUUUGUGCAGUUAGUACGUUGUUAUGGACGACCAUAAAGCUUUAAAUCACAAGGAAGAAUUUAUAUUUUCAAAGAACCGUAUAGUGUAGACUGGAUAACCGUCUCUCAAUGACGUCAGGCUGGUUCCCACGUCAUUGUGCUAUUCUGACUUCAAUAUAGAGUUCUGCGCACAUUACCAAUGUAAACAAAAACAUGAUCUGGCGUUGAAGUAUGCAUUAAAGAUGUCAACACCAAUUAAAUGCAGCAGUUUAUGUUUAUCUUGUGGCUUAGAGUCGAAACUAUGCAAUUUUUUCUAAAUAAUGGAAUUUAACAGUACAAUAAUCAAUAUUUUGAUUAUCAAAUCAAAAAUGAGUGAUUUACCCUAGCCGGUUAGCAUACGAUUGUAUCUGAUUAUAAGAGCUGAUUUUGAACUGUCGCUUUGUUUGGGUUUAAGAUAACAAUAAGAGGUGGCAUGAUCAAUGUUUAAUUUGAUAGGUAGAAAUGGGCGAUUCUUCCAGUUGGCUAGAGCAAUCUUCAACAUUAAAGAAAAGCAUAACAGAUCUUAGGGAUGCCCGGCUAUUUUUAGUAACACUAUGUCAAACUAUGGCUGCCCACUACCUAUCUCUAUAUGCAAGUCAGAAAAGGAGUGACAUAGGAGCGAGUCUGACGUAUUCGUGCAGGUUAUCCAGUCAACCGAAUAGUGCUGCUGCUGCUACUGUUUUAUCGUUUGGUAGAGCCAUUUAACAUCCCACCACCAGCAUCCUCUCUCGACAUUAUAUUCAGAUUAGAUGUAUUUGGAGAAAUGUUUUUUGACAAUUGGUAUUUGGAAAUUUAUUGUUGGAGAUUUGUUUUUAGUUGUAUGUGUCUGAUGUAAAUGUAAUUUUUUGAUUUUCUAAAAAAAAUUUUAUCAUUAUAUUAAAAUACAAUUAAAUUAAACAAAGAUACAAUUUAAAAAUCUAAUAUAAGAAAUGUCUGAUUGUGAAAUAGAUAUUGAUUUUAAGAUACAAAUUUUAAUUUUAGUAUACAAAUGUCGAAAUACGACAACAUAAGAAUUAAGGACUAUUAAGAGCUAAGAAUUAAUAACACUGAAUAAAGAGCUGUUUGGUUAUCCAUACAUUGUACAGGUUAAUUAUUCCAAAACAACAAUUUAGUAGGGUUUUGUUGGCAUUACAUUUCAUUCAAUGAUGAUUAUUUUAAAGAUAUACAUUUGUUACUGGUAAUUUAUUAUACUUUUUUAAUACAGAUAUUGUAGCCUAUCGUUUGUUAUGCAAAGAUUUAUUCAUUUUGAAAGUAGUGCUUUGCAUUGUCUUUGUCAAACAGUUUUAUUAAUGAGUUAAUGUAUUUUGAUGGUUAGUACUAAAGAAGAAGAGCUAACAUCGAUAUUACAACCCUUUUCGAUAUAUAAUAUAUUUUGAGUAAUAACUCUUCUAAUGCAUAUUAUUUUGUUAAUGUAUUUUUUAAAUCUUAUUUAAUUUUGUAUGGUGAUUUUUUGAAAACAAACUGAGGGAAAAUUGCAUUUAAAAAAUAAAUCCAAUUAUAUUAAA
This is a messenger RNA of Patella vulgata (common limpet), 4550 nucleotides long. RefSeq names its product damage-control phosphatase ARMT1. The transcript has 5 exons. Lineage: Eukaryota; Metazoa; Mollusca; Gastropoda; Patellidae. Gene Ontology annotation, cellular component: cytoplasm; nucleus. Gene Ontology annotation, biological process: DNA damage response. Gene Ontology annotation, molecular function: phosphatase activity. The record is from RefSeq and is a predicted model, not a curated record. The coding region runs from base 1 to 1332 and encodes 443 amino acids.